This is a messenger RNA of Symsagittifera roscoffensis, 1565 nucleotides long. Its product is annotated as hydroxysteroid 11-beta-dehydrogenase 1-like protein B. The record is from RefSeq and is a predicted model, not a curated record. NCBI's taxonomy places the organism in Eukaryota, Metazoa, Xenacoelomorpha, Acoela, Convolutidae. Gene Ontology annotation, cellular component: intracellular membrane-bounded organelle. Gene Ontology annotation, molecular function: oxidoreductase activity. The coding region runs from base 272 to 1321 and encodes 349 amino acids. The transcript has 2 exons.
AGUAAGAAUGGUAAAAAUUUAAUUUAGAGGCAUACAACCGCGAGACUAUUUAAUAAUUCAUUCAGAGCUACCAGAAACACUUCGCAAUUUCCUCUCUAGAAAUCAGUUCACUAUUACUCAGCAGAAAACGCCCUCAAUAAUACCAUUGGAAGUAAAUAGUAUUUUGAAAUCAGUAGAGUUCAAAAUACGAGAAAAACGCAAACAUAUUUCUUUGCUACUUUCAAUACGUCGAAAAAGUUCGUUUUAUCUAAUUUAGAGGAAACACAGAAAAAUGUUUUGGAACAAUUCGAAAACUGAAUCCACCGAUACCUCGAAGACCAUUAAUGGUCUAACAAUGACCAUGACUAUGGCUCUUUUUGACGUGAAAGAGGCGUCACUAUGGUCGAUCAUGGUCGCGGCUCUGCCUCUCAUCCUGCUGACGUGGCUUAUUCUUGUCCUACUGAAGAAAGUGUCGAAAAAGAACUUCUCAGUUCAGGGUUCAAACAUCGUGAUCACUGGAGCUUCCCGAGGAAUUGGGCGCCAAAUUGCGUUGCAGUAUUCGGCUGCGAAUGCUCGGCUUGUAAUCUCCGCAACUAACAAGCGACUCCUCGAGAGCGUCGCCGAGGAGUGCCGAAACGCAGGAGCGGCCGACGUCUUUGUUUUUUCGCAGCGACUCGGAGGUCGGGACUCGGCAGCUGCUCUGCGGAACUUCUCCCAAGAAAAGUUGGGAAGAGUUGACACUUUAAUUUUGAAUCACGUGCUACUCCCGUCACUCAAUGGAAACUCGCAUUGGAAAGAAGAAAAGGACUUCGAUGACCUAGAAUCGAAAACUCUUGUGAACUACAUGAGCUACGUCUAUAUAGCAUCGUCGUUCCGGAACCUUCUAGAAGCUUCGUGUGGAAAAAUCUGCAUUGUCAGUUCCAUAGCAGCACUUGUGCCCAUGUUCAAAAGCAAUACCUACGCAGCAACGAAGGCAGCUCUUAACGCUUUUUUUCUGUCCUAUCGCGAGGAACUUCUGGAACGGAGAUCCAACAUUACAAUUUCUCAGGUUUUCUUAGGUCUCGUAACAACUGAAUCCAUCACAAAUGCCAUCGGAAAAUUCAUGAGCAAUGUCACUUCAAUCACCAACAACGUCGUGUUCAGACAGUUCGUCCUGCCGCCAAAAGUAGCCGCUCGCCGAGUGAUUGAGGCGGUCGAGACCCGAACCGAAACGACCUACUGUCCAAAAAAGACCAUCUUCACACUGAGGUUGUUGUACUUCCUCUUUUCAGACUACUUUCUCAAGUUCUUCCGAGUCAUCCACCAGGAGUCGGAGAAACAAAUCUCGGCUGAUUCUGACUAGAGACAGAUUGAACAGACCCGUUUUCAUAUCACUAAAUGACAACGUUUGAACUGUUUCGCUGCUUCAGCUUCUACAAAACUAUCAAUUGAAAUAAUAUUGAAACCCAGUGCAGUACCGUAGUGAAAAUAACAUAAUCAUUUAAACUAUAUGAUAUACAAGUUGAAAUCCAUUAGAACUUAGUCAUAUUUUAGAUAUUCAAACCUUUCCCAAAUUAGUUGAGAAAAUAUUUAAUCACUGUGCUAAA